CGGUCGCGUGUCACGUGUCGCCGCGAGCCCCGUGAGGGCGGCUGGGGCGGCUCCGCCAUAACGGCUGCGGGCGGGGGGGGCGGCGGCCAUGGACUGGAAGCGGAGUCUGCGGGGCCGGCUGGCCGCGCGCCCCGCCCCCAAAAAGAGCGAACAAGAGCUAAAAGAUGAAGAAAUGGAAUUGUUCACAAAAUAUUACAUGGAAUGGAAAGGAGGAAGAAAAAGUGGCAAUACGUCAUAUACGAACAUACCACGAUUUUACUACAGGCUGCCAGCUGAAGAUGAAGUCUUGCUUCAGAAAUUAAGAGAAGAAUCUAGAGCAGUCUUUCUGCAAAGAAAGAGUAGAGAGCUGUUGGAUAAUGAAGAGCUACAGAAUCUCUGGUUUCUACUGGACAAACAUCAGACAUCACCAGUGACUGGGGAAGAAGCAAUGAUCAACUAUGAGAACUUCUUGAAAGUUGGUGAAAAAGCUGGACCUAAGUGCAAGCAGUUCUUCACAGCCAAAAUCUUUGCUAAGUUACUCCAUAAUGAUCCUUAUGGGAGGAUAUCUAUCAUGCAGUUUUUCAAUUAUGUCAUGCGAAAAGUAUGGCUUCAUCAGACAAGAAUAGGUCUCAGCUUAUAUGACGUGGCAGGACAGGGCUACCUCAGAGAAUCAGAUUUGGAAAACUAUAUUUUGGAACUCAUCCCUACUUUGCCACAACUGGAUGGUUUAGAAAAAUCCUUUUACUCCUUCUAUGUCUGCACAGCAGUCAGAAAGUUCUUCUUCUUUCUGGAUCCUCUCAGAACAGGGAAGAUAAAAAUACAGGAUAUUUUAGCUUGCAGCUUCCUGGAUGACUUACUGGAGUUAAGGGAUGAAGAACUUUCUAAAGAAAGUCAGGAAACAAAUUGGUUUUCUGCUCCUUCUGCAUUAAGAGUUUAUGGCCAGUACUUAAACCUUGAUAAAGAUCACAAUGGCAUGCUCAGCAAAGAAGAACUGUCCCGGUAUGGAACGGGGACUCUGACCAACAUAUUUCUGGACCGGGUGUUUCAGGAAUGCCUAACUUAUGAUGGUGAAAUGGACUAUAAAACCUACCUGGACUUUGUGCUUGCAUUAGAAAACAGAAAGGAGCCUGCAGCUCUGCAAUAUAUUUUCAAACUGCUUGAUAUAGAGAACAAAGGAUACCUGAAUGUCUUUUCCCUUAAUUAUUUCUUUAGGGCUAUUCAGGAACAAAUGAAAAUCCAUGGACAAGAACCAGUUUCUUUUCAGGAUGUCAAGGAUGAAAUCUUUGAUAUGGUAAAGCCUAAGGAUCCUUACAAAAUCUCCCUUCAAGACUUAAUCAAUAGCAGUCAAGGAGACACUGUUACCAGCAUUCUGAUUGAUCUGAAUGGGUUCUGGACAUAUGAGAACAGAGAGGUCCUUGUGGCAAGUGAUAAUGACAGCGCUGCUGAUGUUGAUGAUACGUGACAUUGAACAGGAGCAGACUGUAUCCACAGAGAUAUCUCAAUCUGAUGCACCACCCAUUGGAAGCUGGAAAUGUUCAUUAUCUGAAACGAUACCUCUUCACUUCUACUGCCCUCCCCUCCUGCUGCCCCCAUAUAAUAUUAAACCUGGUGCAUACAGAAAUUGUGGAACUAAUUUCUGUAACAAAAAAGCAAAUGUUUUUUAAGGGGUAAAAAUUAUCUUUCUUUAUUAUUAUUAAAAUAAAUAUUUUUGGACAUUUUCCCUAUGUACCAAGCCCUGUUCUUAUUUGAAUACCCUAUUUUAGAAUGUGAAUUUGUCCUGAAAGUAAGGAGAUGGUUCUUGGUAUCUGAUUCAACAAUGGCCUGUAUCUGCUUAGCCAUCCCAAGCCUCCCACUGCAUUCUGUAUGGCUUCCUCUAAUGGAAACACUGUUGAGCAUUCUGUUGUAAAGGCAAAAGUCUUCAGUAAAAAGUAAAGAGCUUGGGACUUUCUUCUCUGUGGGUCCAGCUGCAAGUGUCUUAACAGAAAAGAUAAGUACAUAACUACUGAACUGACUGAGCAGUUACUUACAACUUAAGAGGUUCAUUAACAGAAAUAAAAUUGCACUAGCUUUAGGUGUAGUUAAAACUAAUCCAAACACUAGGUUUUCUCCAACUUAACCUCCUGUGCAAGCGUUUUAUGUAAUUUACUUAAUUAUACAGCUUUGCUAUAGCAGUAGUUAAAGCAGUAGAACUUUCUCGCUCUUUAACAAAGCUGUGGAAAUGCUUUAACUUUUAGAUAAAAUUACUUCUGCUCCAGGCCAGAGGUGGCUGCAAUCCUGCACUAUUUCUUAUCUUGAGGUGGUGGUUAACACACUGAGUAUGUUAACGAGUUCUACAUGAGUUUCUAAGGAGGGGUGGGGGUAAUAUGAUGUCUUGAAUUUCAGUGCUUGAAUAUUCCACCGGGAUGUGUGACUCAAUAGAAAAUAUGAACCAGCACUCCUGUGUGCAGGCAGUUUCAAAGACCACACCCUUUUAAAGGAAAAGCCACAGCCAACUUCCAGUUCAAAAAUUAUAUUAAUAUAAAAUAAUUAAUGCAUUUACAGAAAAAUUAAAACAUUAUGAAAGUAAACCGCUUUCAUACAGCCUGCAAAAAACUGAAGGAAGGAUUAAGUUAAGGCACAGUGAGUAAUACAGUAUUUUGUACAAAGAAGUUUAAACUCAAGGCAGUGAGACAGUUUCUUAAUGCAAAUGCAACAGAAGGUCGGGAGGGGAAGAAAAGCCAACCAAGAGAAGCAAAGCAUCCUUCAGCUGCAAAUGUUUUGCUCUUGACCUAUGUGAAGAUUUCUGUCUCUGACAGUAUAAGAACUCCCAGCAAGCUGUUCCCAGGUACUGAACCAAGCUGUCCCUUGCAGAUGUUCAGGGCUGAGGAAAGAUCUAACACAGCUGUCUCAGAAUUCAAAAACAGACAAAGAACAGAUGAACAGACCUGAUGACUGAAUCCUCCUCAGAAGAUUUUUUUUUUUGUAGUGCUGGAGUGCCAAGGGCAGAUAGAAGAAGGAAUUUUGUGCUCUACAGGAC
Messenger RNA from Cuculus canorus (common cuckoo), 2995 nucleotides. It is a transcript of the gene PPP2R3C, whose product is annotated as protein phosphatase 2 regulatory subunit B''gamma. Lineage: Eukaryota; Metazoa; Chordata; Aves; Cuculiformes; Cuculidae. Gene Ontology annotation, cellular component: spindle; centrosome. Gene Ontology annotation, biological process: B cell homeostasis; T cell homeostasis; regulation of dephosphorylation. The record is from RefSeq and is a predicted model, not a curated record. Bases 89 to 1441 code for a protein of 450 amino acids. The transcript is spliced from 13 exons.